CAUGGAGCUGCACGGUGAGCGCGUAUCUGCUCCCGCAGCUUCGUCGUCUUCUGGGGAUCGCUCGCAGGUUACGGUGUCCAGGGAGCUGCUGACCGCGGGGAGCUCGGGUUCGCGAGGUAUCUGGGACCAGUUGCUCAUCAGCUCUAAACCCCAGCCCAGGAAGACCUCUACUGUUCAAACAGUUCGGAUGCAGAGGAGCCCUUUGUUAGACCAAGUGCAGGCGUUCCUCCCACAGCUGGCCCAGGCCAAUGAAAAGCUUCGGAAGGAAAUGGCGGUUGCUCCAGCAGAUCGCUUCAAUAUUGAAAACACCGAGGGGACAUCCGGGAACAUCGUACAGAUGGAUGUGGCCUUAUUUGAGAUGAAUCGGUCAGAUUCAAAGGAAGAGGGCAGCUCAGAAGAGAGCUCCUCUGACAGCUCUGCAGACAGCUCAGAGUCCGAAGAUGAAGACUGCACCCCCUCCGAAGUCACUGUGGACAACAUAAAGCUUCCGAGUGCAGAAGGUUGCAGAGGCAAGAUUGAAGUGUUAGAAAGUCCGGCAAGUAAAAAAAAGAAGCAGUGAGGUAGAGGGAUGGAGAGAGGCAGGAGGCACACCUGCCACCUGUUGGGGGGGCGGCCCCCCAGGGUCCUGGGCUUCAAGGUCCCUGUGGCGCCUUAACUGUCAAAAAGAAAAAUUCACAAAUUUGGGGGUGUUGUACAUAGAAAGUGUUCAGACUGCAGGGAGGGUCAUGCCCUUGGAAACUGAGAAGGGAAAUAGGGAAGAAAUGACUGGAUUGGCUACAUGCAGAUAUUUGCCCAAGUUGGCAUGGUCUGAACUGUGAUGUCUGUGACUCAUUGAUGUUCAUCUAUGCUAAAAUCAGGGCAUUGGUUACAACAUUCCCACUUCCAAAUUAGAGUUUGGUUUGUUUGUGUACCAAAGCAGGUUACAGUUUGUUAUAUAGGAACUGGGUACUAGAGACCAGCCCAGGAUAAUGGCCCCCUGCCAUUUAAGGUGUUUUUAUUUUAUUUUAUUCACAAAAACCGAAGCUGCCUUUUAAAGUUCUGUAAUGGACAGCAUGUGAUUGACAUCCUGUGAGGGUAGACUGACCUUUGCUCUUGCCGUGAAGAGGUUUAGUGUUUACAAAUACCUGCUAUAUCACUGUGUACAUGUUGGUGUAUGAAUUCAUGUAAACAUUGGCUUCAAACUGUAAUGGUGCCACAGCCUAAAGAAUGACUCCAGUUCUCCUGUGACUUGGGUAGCUGUUCUGACUCAAUGGUUAUUGAUUUAUGAGGACUAGUGCCCAAGGUGAGAGGAGGAGGCACCCCCCCCCCCCAGGUGGCUACUUGAGUGUAGGACCAGGCCUUGGCUACCUGGAGGGCGUAGCAACAGCUCUCACCUACCUAGGUGGCUUGACAUUCUGUGUGCUGAUGCCUCCUCUGACCCUGGGUCUCCAGUUGGUCCUCUAGCAGCUGUUGCUCCACAGUAAGGACAGGUUAGGGCAUCAGCCCUGAACCCAGUUCCCCCCCCUCCAGCUCUUGGCGCCUUCAUGUACCUUCUUCCUCUCUCGUCCCUGAGCCUUAGAGAUACUAUUUCCCCUGAGAACUGAGCCAUUGGGCUGCUGUACCAAACCAGGAGCAGACAAUUGUGGAGCCUUCCUCUGAAAGCGAUCCAGGCCGUCAGAAGGGCACACACCCCUGAGCCAGUGGUCAAAAGCAUCCUACACAACCAAGUAUCGUGUCUUAAUUGGGUUCUCUGUUAUCCAGUGACUGCACACAUCCUGACCACAGCUGUGUGAAUACCCAGUCUAGCCUGGUUUUCCAAUUACCAGAUUUUUAGACUGAAGAGACAUCUGAUGGGUGUACUUCUGAGUUUGGUAAUAAGCUUAGCCAGGGCUUUGUUUAUAUUGCCAGCAUAGGGCCCUUGCUUAAGGACUGGAUAUUCCUGUGACAGACAAUGGCUUCACACCUUGGUGAGUGCCAAGCUGCAGAGCCACAGCACAGGCAUAAAAGAGUAAAGCGUUCUUUUUACCAUGUGCAGGAGAACAGAGACUGUAUAGUUUUUUCAAACUGGACAUGCUCCCCAACAAAUGGUGGACUCUGUAUUUGGGAAGCUUGUGCAUAAUUACAAAGGGAAGGCAUGUUGGAAGCCGAUCAUUUCCUUCUGCGUACUGUUACAGUUGUAUCUCAGAGAGGAAAGGUGGCAGGAACAUCCUUGGGGAUCGCCUACGUUGUAAAGACGGGUGGGGGGAAGGUUCUCGUAGAACUCGGCGGGUGGUCAGCGGCUGACCUGGGAUAGCUAGGUUAUAGGACGUGACUGACAGCUCAGAGACGGCCUAGGAGUGGCUCUAGGUGUGUCCCCUCGCUUGGGAAUAUAAAGCCCCACACAUGUUCUGCUGUUUGUUUACCUGGUGCCCUUUUGCAACUUGAAGGAGGCAGCCACUGUGCACCCAUCGGAAGUAGUGUCUCACUCCUUCUGGGCACAGUGGAUCAGAAUCUCAUAAUGCCCAUUUUGGUCCAGUUUCAUGAUGCCCAGAAAGAAGCAUGUUCAUGGCACCCCUACCUGACUAGAGAGUCUGUCAUGUGUGCAGUAGUCUGUUUGUCAUCACCAUGGUUUAUAGUGGUUGCUGCCCAGUGCCAGAAGAGGCAGCAACAGUCUGACUCCAGUGCACAAAUACUCAGAAGACAAUUGUGUUAGUUUACUUUCCUAUUUCUGUGAAGAGAUGCCGUUACCAAGGCAAUUUGUAAAACCGAGAUUUCAGUUGGUUUCUUCCUGACAGUUUCAGAGGGGUGAGUCUGUGAUCCUCGUGGUGGGGACGGUGGGAGGCAGACCUUCGUAGCAGCACAUCUCUUACCCAAGCCGGAGGCAGAGAAUGAGACUGGGCCUGGCUGAGCUUUUGAAACUUCCUCCUAAUCUUUCUUUUCUUUUUUUUUUUUUUUUUUGGUUUUUUGAGACAGGGUUUCUCUGUAGCUUUGGAGCCUGUCCUGGAACUAGCUCUUGUAGACCAGGCUGGUCUCGAACUCACAGAGAUCCGCCUGCCUCUGCCUCCCGAGUGCUGGGAUUAAAGGUGUGCGCCACCACCGCCCGGCUCCUCCUAAUCUUUCUUACAAAGGUCCACCCACUAGGACCGUUCUCUCUUGAACUGCCACGACAAUUGGGUACGUGUUUUGUUUAGCAAAGUGGUGGCUGUCUCUGUUUGGAUGUGCGUUUCUGUUCCUGACCUAACGAGCAUUCUAACGGGGAGGGGUCUGGACAUAUAACUGGAAGAUUGUUGACUGUACCUGUGCUGAUGGCACCACAGCUGAACCUGCUGUUACCUGUGUAACAAGCAGGUAAUGGGGUUUUUGGAGUCCAUAGCCAAAUGAGGCUGUAUGGCCUGAACAGCGCCCCCUGAUGCUGACAGCUAACCACUGGGGAUACAGUGUAUCCUGGUUUAGUCCCAGGUUGGUGUUCUAGUCUCCUGAAGGCAGAUCCUACGUUGUCGUUAGCAGUGGGUAGAUAACCACUUAUCUCAGCUACACACCCAGGUCUAGUGUGGGAACCUCUAGGAUCCAUCUCCCUGGCAAGCAACAGGAAGGUAGACCACCCCUGCCAUUGGAGUUUAUUCAACAGCCUUGUGGUUGCUGGAAGCACCAUUUAUUUGCACGUGGUGUCUUUAUUUAAAUGUUGGCUGUCGUUUACGCAUUCGUGCCAUUUCUGCGGUCUGAUUCUGUGACACCUUAGAGACUUGGCAAAAAGCCCUCCAGCACCCCCUUUUGGAUAUGCUGACUGUACUGUCAGUGAAGUGCACCCUGCUGGACCCACCUGCUUCAGGCUUUCCCUCUUGGCUAGCAGUUGCUCCAGUAUUGUGGAUAUUGGGCUUAACACCCCUGUCUGCCAGUGAAACGAAGCCCACUGAAAACUGUUGAGGGGUAGGCCCUAGGGACCGGUCUCUAAGGUAAAUAUCAGGGCACUAGGCACACAGUCAUUUACACUGUCUCACAAGAGUCUAAGUUCAUGCAAAGCUUCGGAGGGAAAGGGGUUAUGUUGGGAGAUGGAUGGGGCGUUGGAGUGCUGAUGAUCAGGAUGGAUUGUUUACAUGUAUGAAAUUAUCAAAAAAUGAAUAA
Molecule: messenger RNA, 4080 nt
Organism: Chionomys nivalis (European snow vole)
Lineage: Eukaryota; Metazoa; Chordata; Mammalia; Rodentia; Cricetidae
Gene: Nopchap1
Product: NOP protein chaperone 1
Exons: 4
Coding region: 2-559 (185 amino acids)
Biological process (GO): box C/D snoRNP assembly
Molecular function (GO): box C/D methylation guide snoRNP complex binding
Source: RefSeq, a predicted model, not a curated record